This is a messenger RNA of Pseudonaja textilis, 795 nucleotides long. RefSeq names its product trafficking protein particle complex subunit 1 (gene TRAPPC1). The record is from RefSeq and is a predicted model, not a curated record. NCBI's taxonomy places the organism in Eukaryota, Metazoa, Chordata, Lepidosauria, Squamata, Elapidae. Gene Ontology annotation, cellular component: TRAPP complex. Gene Ontology annotation, biological process: endoplasmic reticulum to Golgi vesicle-mediated transport.
GAGAGAAAGGCGGGCCCGAAAGCGGGACGGGGGCCAAUCAGCGAACAGGGCCGUGGCGUCACGUAGGCGGAAGCGGAGGACGUCGGGCCUGCGGGUUGUCAUAGAGACGGAAGCGGCCGCUGAGAUGACGGUGCACAACCUCUACCUCUUCGACCGCAACGGGGUCUGCCUGCACUACAGCGAGUGGAACCGCAAGAAGCAGGCCGGCAUUUCCAAGGAGGAGGAAUUCAAACUGAUGUACGGGAUGCUCUUCUCCAUCCGAUCCUUCGUUAGCAAAAUGAGUCCUGUGGACAUGAAGGACGGCUUCCUCUCCUUCCAGACCAGCAAGUACAAGCUGCACUACUACGAGACGCCCAGCGGGCUCAAGGUGGUCAUGAACACCGACCUGGGAGUGGGCAACAUCCAGGACAUCCUGCACCAGAUCUACAGCUAUAUUUACGUGGAGUACGUGGUGAAAAACCCCCUCUGCAGCUUAAACGAGAGCAUCCAGAGUGAGCUUUUUCGGAACAAGCUGGACAGCUUCGUCCGGGCUUUGCCCUUCUUCUCGGCUCGUGCCGGCUAGCUCUCUUUUUUCUGACGACCCUCCUGCCCCCGGACUCCAUGGUGCACGAACAGUCCAGAAAUAGCAAGCCACAUCACUUCCCACGAGGCUGGGCGUUUGCACUGACUUGUAUACCUUACUGCCAAGAAUUGCCCCUCUGGGGACAGCGGUUUCCCCUCCGAGGAAGUACAUCCGGAUGUUGCUCCAUCACUGGGUAUCGCUCUAUUUAUAGUGGAAUAUUCUGAUUUUUUUUU